Messenger RNA from Pteronotus mesoamericanus, 1070 nucleotides. It is a transcript of the gene BNIP1, whose product is annotated as BCL2 interacting protein 1. The transcript has 6 exons. Gene Ontology annotation, molecular function: SNAP receptor activity. The record is from RefSeq and is a predicted model, not a curated record. The coding region runs from base 23 to 709 and encodes 228 amino acids. NCBI's taxonomy places the organism in Eukaryota, Metazoa, Chordata, Mammalia, Chiroptera, Mormoopidae. Gene Ontology annotation, cellular component: SNARE complex; endoplasmic reticulum. Gene Ontology annotation, biological process: retrograde vesicle-mediated transport, Golgi to endoplasmic reticulum.
GCCCGUAGUCGGCGUCUCCAACAUGGCUGUUACCCAAGAUGUCCACGUCCGGAUCUGCAACCAAGAGAUUGUCAAAUUCGACCUGGAGGUGAAGGCACUUAUCCAGGACAUUCGGGAUUGUUCGGGACCAUUAAGUGCACUUACUGAACUGAACACUAACGUGAAGGAGAAGUUUCGAGAGUUGCGGCACAGAAUACAGGAGCUUGAGCAGUUGGCUAAAGAGCAAGACAAAGAGUCGGAGAAGCAGGCGCUGCUGCAGGAGGUGGAGAACCACAAAAAGCAGAUGCUCAGCAACCAGACGUCCUGGAGGAAAGCGAAUCUCACUUGCAAAAUCGCAAUCGACAAUCUGGAGAAAGCAGAGCUUCUCCAGGGAGGAGACCCCCUGAGGCAAAGGAAAACCACCAAAGAGAGCCUGGCCCAGGCGUCUAGCAGCAUCACGGAGAGCCUCAUGGGGAUCAGCAGGAUGAUGUCCCAGCAGGUGCAGCAGAGCGAGGAAGCCAUGCAGACGCUAGUCAACUCUUCUCGGACUAUCCUGGAUGCCAAUGAGGAGUUUAAGUCCAUGUCGGGGACCAUCCAGCUGGGACGGAAGCUCAUCACAAAAUACAAUCGCCGAGAGCUGACGGACAAACUCCUCAUCUUCCUUGCCCUGGCCCUUUUUCUUGCGACGGUUCUCUAUAUUAUAAAAAAGCGGCUCUUCCCGUUCCUGUAGGACCCGAGAGCAGCCAGCGUGUGCCCUUUGAGCUCCGGCAUCAGGAUCCAGCGCGCUCCCGAACUCCUGCCUGGGCUGCCAACCCACCCGCCUGCCCCGGGCAGUUCUAGUUGCUCAGCAGGUCGGAUGGAGACAGUCCCCCAGGUUUUUGCUGGUGGCUGCCUUGUAACGGGCGAGCAGAGCAAGGGGAGGCCUGUCGUCAGGAUGCCUACAGGGACAGGGACUCCAAGAGCCAUCGCGCAUUAUGAUGGCGGCCUCGCGAGGCACUCAGAGGCCACCCUCUGGGGUUUGACGGUCCCCCUUUUCGUCUCCUGAGGUCGUGUCCCUGCCAGAUCUGGUGGAGGCGGGGGAGAAGGGGGGA